This is a messenger RNA of Suillus plorans, 267 nucleotides long. RefSeq lists its product as uncharacterized. The transcript has 2 exons. Bases 1 to 267 code for a protein of 88 amino acids. Lineage: Eukaryota; Fungi; Basidiomycota; Agaricomycetes; Boletales; Suillaceae. The record is from RefSeq and is a predicted model, not a curated record.
AUGUUAAGUGAACAGGCCCCUCCGCCAUGGCUAACCACGGCAAUUCGUUCGCUUCAAGAACAAUACCCAGAUGACAAGUUCGAAGCAAUCCUACGUCGAGCUCCCCCGCGUACUGUAUUAGAGUGGAGGAUGAAAUGUCUGGAUUGCCCCGGCAAGUUAUAUAACUCUGGGCCUGGGGAUACGCUGCAGAACUAUGAAGUCCAUCUCAGAAACCGACAACAUCGCUUACGGGUGAACUCCCGCCUGACGCAGGCGCCAGCAUCAUAA